AUGCCGGACAUUCGCAACUUCUUUAGUGCCAAGGGGGCACCUCCCCCGCCAAAGCCGGCACCAAAGAAGGAAGAAGAGGCGAAAAAGCCCAGAGGGAAAGGGCGCAAAGUUGUCGAGGACAGUGACGACGACGAGGUUGUCGAGACCAAGAAGCCAACUAGGACAACCCCGAGGAAAAAGGCCGCUGCACCCGCUGAGCCGAAAGGCGAGGAAACCACCACCGCCAAAUAUUUUUCGUCGUCCGCACCGAAGCCCACGGCCGCAAACUCUACACCAAAGCGUACACCCGCGGCCCGCAUAGCUCCCGGAGCCGAGGUCCGUGUGAGUCCUCGGACGAAACCCCCGGCGCCAAAACCAGCUCCCACUGUCAAAGCAACCCAAAACGGCACCAAGAAGCCCGUUACUGCCUACAAGAAGCACGUUCGGGACGAUGACGACGGGUUCUUGGACGACGACGAGGAUGCGGGAGAUGAUAUCUUUGCGGCGGAUGUGAGGGGUGUCGGCAAGAGAAAGAACGAUGACUACGUCGAAGAAGAGAGCGAGGAAGAGUUCCUCCCCAAACCCAAACGAGUGGCUUCCCGCGCUAGCAAGCCAGUCAAGGAUGAGUCCGACGACGAGGUGAAACCGACCCCGAAGGCAGCUGCACCGAGAGGAUCAGCCAAGAAGCGCAAGACUCCGACUUCGGAUAGCGAAGAAGAUGAGGAGGACGUCAAGCCCGCGAAGAAGGCGGCACCAGCCAAACCCCGCGCCCCCCCAAGAUCCAAGAAAGAGGCCGAGCCCGAGCCCGACGAUAUCAAGGCCAUCAUGGACAACCUUCCUACCGUUCAAGCUCCCGAUGCCCCCGCGCCUGAUCCGGACGCCAAGUUUGACUGGAGAAAGGCCAAGGGAGGAGGCGGCAAUUCUGGGCCGCCGCCCAAUGCCGGCGCAGCAGAUAUCCCCGAAGGAGAGGAUGACUGUCUGAUGGGUAAGACUUUUGUGUUUACCGGUCUGCUUAAGACGAUAAGCCGCGAGGAAGGUCAGGCGCUUGUCAAGCGGUACGGCGGCAAAGUCACGGGGACGCCAAGCGGCAAGACGGACUUUGUCGUUCUUGGAGAUGAUGCAGGCCCGAGCAAGCUCAGGAAAAUCAAGGAGCUUGGGAUCAAGACAAUCGACGAGGAAGGCCUGUUCUACCUCAUCAAGACCAUGCCCGCUCAUGGCGGCAGUGGCAAGGGUGCCGAGAAGGCCAAGCAGAAGCAGGAGGCCGAGGAGAAGAAGAUCCGGGAAGAAGCAGCUCAGAUGGAGAAGGAGGAGAAGGCUCGCAAGGCAGAAGCCGAGAAAGCCGCCAAGAAGGCUGCUGCAGCCCGCGGCGCUCCCUCCGCCGCUGCCGUCCCAGUCCCGGCAGUAACGCAGCUGUGGACGACGAAGUAUGCCCCCACAACGCUCAACCAGAUCUGCGGCAACAAGGCGAACGUGGAGCGGAUCCAGAGCUGGCUGCAAAGAUGGCCCGUGUCGCGCAAGUACGAUUUCCAGAAGCGCGGUGCUGACGGUAUGGGCGGGUACCGCGCCGUCAUCAUCUCUGGCCCGCCCGGCAUUGGCAAGACGACCGCGGCACAUCUUGCGGCCAAGCUAGAGGGCUACGACGUUCUGGAGAGCAACGCCAGUGACACGCGUAGCAAGAAGCUUGUCGAGAACGGCGUGAGCGACGUUCUGAACAACACCUCGCUGAUGGGCUACUUUGCCGGCGACGGCAAGUCAGUCGAUGCUGGCAAGAAAAAGAUCGUUCUGGUUAUGGAUGAAGUCGACGGUAUGUCCGCGGGCGAUCGGGGCGGUGUUGGUGCACUAGCCAAGUUCUGCAAGCAGACGGAGGUGCCGUUGAUCUUGAUCUGCAACGAGCGCCGGCUGCCCAAGAUGAAGCCAUUCGAUCACGUUGCCUUCGAUAUCAAGUUCCAGCGCCCGACUGUUGACCAAAUCCGGUCUCGGAUCAUGACGAUUUGCCACAGAGAAGGGUUGAAGAUGCCUCCCCAGGUCGUCAACGCCCUGAUUGAGGGUAGCGGGAAGGACAUUCGCCAAAUCAUCAACAUGUUGUCUACCGCCAAGCUGGACCAAACGACAAUGGACUAUGACCAGAGCAAGGCCAUGACCAAAGCCUGGGAGAAGCAUGUUGUCCUAAAACCCUGGGAUAUCUGCCAGAAGAUGAUCGGGGGUGGUCUCUUCAGCCCAGCAAGCAAGGCGACGCUGAAUGACAAGAUCGAGCUCUACUUCCACGACCACGAGUUCAGUUUCCUGAUGAUCCAAGAAAACUAUCUUCGAUCAAAGCCAGCGGCACUAACCGGCCAGAACUACAAUGCGAGGCAGCAGAACCUGAAGUAUCUCGAACUGGUCGACCAAGCAGCCGAGAGCAUCAGCGAUGGAGAUCUGGUCGACCGCAUGAUCCAUGGCCCCCAGCAACAAUGGAGCCUGAUGCCUACACACGCCGUUUUCAGCACAGUUCGGCCUUCGAGUUUUAUUGCCGGCAUGUUUACUGGCCAGACUCAAUUUACCAGCUGGCUUGGGAACAACAGCAAAUACGGGAAACUUGGCCGUUUCGUCCGCGAGGUCCACUCGCACAUGCGCCUCAAGUCCUCGGGCGACCACAACGAGGUCCGACAGCAAUACCUCCCCGUGCUCUGGCACCAGAUCGUCAAGAGACUAGAGGUGGAGGGCAAGGAGGCCGUCAGCGAUGUGAUCGACCUGAUGGACAGUUAUUAUCUCACCCGCGAGGACUUUGAUAGUAUCAAGGAACUAGGUGUGGGAUACCAGUCGGAGGAUCUGGUCAACAUUGAAACACAGACCAAGUCGACCUUUACCAGGCUAUACAACGCCGCUUCCCACCCAGUUCCAUUCAUGAAAGCCACCAACGCUCCCGUCGCGUCCAAGAAGCUAGCCAAGGACAUGCCCGACCUGGAGGAAGCCAUCGAGGAAGAAGAUGAAAACGACGUUGCCGAGCUGGUGGACGAUGAUGAGGAGGACCUGGACCUGAAGAAGGACAAGUACAUCAAGCAGCCCAAGGCGAAACCUGCGAAGAAGGCCGCCGUGGGCAAGAAAGCUAAGGCGAGUGCUGAUGCCGAUGAGGAUGGGGAUGGGGCUAAAGCUGCCAAAGGGAAGGGCAAGGCGCCUGCGAAAGCUAAGGGCAGGCCCAAGAAGGCUUAG
Molecule: messenger RNA, 3168 nt
Organism: Dichotomopilus funicola
Lineage: Eukaryota; Fungi; Ascomycota; Sordariomycetes; Sordariales; Chaetomiaceae
Product: replication factor RFC1 C terminal domain-containing protein
Exons: 5
Coding region: 1-3168 (1055 amino acids)
Biological process (GO): DNA repair; DNA replication
Cellular component (GO): DNA replication factor C complex; nucleus
Molecular function (GO): ATP hydrolysis activity; DNA binding; ATP binding
Source: RefSeq, a predicted model, not a curated record